AUGUUCAACGAGGGACAGGUGUCGCUGGGGAAGAAGUUCCUCCUCCUCUACGCCUUCUUCUUCGUCAGGAAGGUGGUGGCGCAUCUCGUCACCUUCCCCUUCUACUGCGUCGUCAUCUCGGCCUGCGUGCUGGUGCAGGGAGACGUGCGCCUGCCCAAGUACGUGGCCAUGUACGUGCCGGCGCUCAUCACGCUGCUCAACGCCGCCUGCACGCCCAGGUCCUGCCACCUGCUCAUCUUCUGGAUCCUCUUCGAGAACGUCAUGUCCAUGCACCGCUCCAAGGCCGCCGUCAUCGGCCUGCUGGAGGCCAGCCGCGCCAACGAGUGGGUGGUCACCGACAAGCUCGGCAGUAGCAAGGCAGCUGCAGCUGUAGUCGCGAAGAAGAAGAAACAGCAGCUAGUCCGGAGCAGGUGCUGCAGCACGAGACGGGAGAUGCAUGUGCUGGAGCUCGCGAUGGGGGCGUGCUUGCUCUAUUGUGUUGUCUACGACAUUGUCUUCUUCGGCCGCGACCACUACUACAUGUACCUGCUCCUGCAAUCAGCGACGGCCUUUAUCGUCGGCUUCGGCUACGUUGGCACCUCGGCACCCUCCUGACUCUCAUGAGAGUCACCAACACAGCCAGACGACCGUCGGUGCCUGUGAUCCAAAUUAAAGUCAUAAUAUUUCAUUAAAUUAUUCGUAGCCUUAAUUGUAUCGAUCGCGUGGGCAAUAGUCAUGAUAAAUUAGGUUUUUUUAUAGUACUACAUUAAAGGGAAAAAACAGAUUCAACAAAAACAAAACAAAAAAAGGCUUCCUAGAGCCAAGAUGGACCUCAGUACA
Messenger RNA from Zea mays, 819 nucleotides. RefSeq names its product glucomannan 4-beta-mannosyltransferase 1. Lineage: Eukaryota; Viridiplantae; Streptophyta; Magnoliopsida; Poales; Poaceae. The transcript has a single exon. Gene Ontology annotation, molecular function: mannan synthase activity. Gene Ontology annotation, cellular component: Golgi apparatus. The coding region runs from base 1 to 594 and encodes 197 amino acids. The record is from RefSeq and is a predicted model, not a curated record.